Nakaseomyces glabratus is the source of this 411-nucleotide messenger RNA. It is a transcript of the gene SWM1, whose product is annotated as Swm1p. NCBI's taxonomy places the organism in Eukaryota, Fungi, Ascomycota, Saccharomycetes, Saccharomycetales, Saccharomycetaceae. The record is from RefSeq and is a predicted model, not a curated record.
AUGACGUACAAUAACUCACACUUCAACUACCACCAUCUAAACAGAUCACACUAUGUACUCUAUUCAGAGUGGAACAAGGAUGAAUUUCCAAAUCCGACUCGAACCGCCCUGGGAUCUAGACUCGAGGGCCCAAGCAAAGAUUCUGCUAAUCCCAAUGACUUGAAGAUAGACGACGAAUACUGGGAUAAUUAUUUGGAAGAGGAGGAUUAUCAGCUGUUCAAGAAUGCGAAAUUGGAGAGUAACGGCGUAGUGACAUUUACAAUUGCAAACCUCUCACUACCAUUACCAUCACAGAACACUGCAUUGGAGGUGCAUAAUGAGGAGAGCUCUACGUUAACGGGGUCGAUAUUUGUUAGAGAUGGCAGAGUAAUUGCGAAAGCUAAGCAUAGGCAACUGACGGGCGGGCUCUAA